AUGACAUUCACAAGCGAUGUAUGCUUUGGAAAUGAUAACGGACUAUUGACUUUACUAAAGGGAUAUUCUGCAUUGAUUCCUCCGCUUUAUCUCAAAUUUCCUGUUCAAUAUUCAUUCACUCAGGUACACACUUUUCUUUUACACCGAGUUCUGUUCGACCAGCACUUGGAGCAGUAUUCACCUUCCGAGAGAUACCAGCAAUCAUUUUGGAAGUGGGCAAUCGGACACCUGGAACGAAUGGACAAAGACUCGGACGAAGAGGACGGCGAAAUCGACACACGAAUUUAUGAGCGUUAUUUGUCCCUUAUAUCGCGUUCGAUCGAUCCUAGUGGUCCCCCACCAGACUCGUAUAUGACAUAUUACUGGAAGCCUUCAAGUUCACUUUGUUCUGCCAAUCGAAACAGUUACGAGACCAUAACGUUACUUGAGUCUCGCACCACCAUCGAGAACGGGACGACAGGGCUUAGGACCUGGUAUGCAAGCUUCGUCCUUGCCAGUUAUCUCAUUGCGAAUGCCGAAACAAUUUGUGAUCAAUCGGUCCUCGAGCUUGGUUGUGGAUCCGGUUUUCUUGGGAUUAUUGUGGCGACAAUACAACAGACAUUUAACAAGCGUCGCCAAUCACAUCAUCAGCCGUUGCCUGCGGUACUACUGACCGAUGUGAAUGCCGGAGUGCUGUCAAGGUGUCGCGACAAUAUUCGACUUCGUUGCAAUCAGUCAUCAAAUCACCCAGAUAUCACCUUCUCCACUCUUGAUUGGUUCGAUGCCCUUUCCCUGCCAUUCAGUGAGAACGCGGUGACAACGUUUUUAUCCAAAGCGGGCGCGGGCAUUGUGAUUGGUGCUGAUAUAGUAUUUGACCCGAUUCUGGUCCCACCUCUGAUUGCAACAUUGCGCCUUGCACUUUCCUUCGAGAGUACUCGAAUGGUAAUGAUGGCGCUAACAGUCAGAAAUGAGCAGACCUUUGCGUAUUUUGUGUCUGAAGCUGUCGCUUAG
Molecule: messenger RNA, 990 nt
Organism: Suillus fuscotomentosus
Lineage: Eukaryota; Fungi; Basidiomycota; Agaricomycetes; Boletales; Suillaceae
Exons: 7
Coding region: 1-990 (329 amino acids)
Source: RefSeq, a predicted model, not a curated record